GAAAAAUCGUGUCAAAAUUUCGAAAUUUCUCCCACGAUGGAUCUCCAGUACAGUCUCGUGUGGGAGGAGGAGAACAGUCUGGUCAGAAAAUUGUAUCGAAACGUGACAAACACAACCCAACUUAGGAAACUCAUCUUCUCCGCAAAAUUGCCAUUUACUCUGUUGAAUCCAAAACUGAUCGUCGACCAAUUCCAAGUCUCCGUCGCCGUGACCAAGGCUCUCUUCAACGUGAAAGAAGCCACAAUGACGACGCGAUCCUUCCCCACGGAAAUCCUUUAUUCUCUCAGCCCCUCAAAAAACAUUUCCGAAUCGCUCAACCUCUUCAGCGCGCAAGACGGCGACACGGACAUUCUCAUCAUUGGAGAAAAAGCGCUCUGGGCCAAAGUCGGGGAACAAAUUCUGGGCGAAGAAGUCAAUCUGGACCAACUCUCGACCUUCACAGAUAUUCCCCUGGUCAAAAAAGUGUAUCAAGUCGGGGAGGAGGAACUCGCUUCGUCAAGUCUCCUCGAUGCGGUCGUUACUCGAAUGGCGUGCAAAGAAUGGACGUCCAGCGCCGUCACGAUGUCGUCAAAGCCAAACGCCAACAACAACAAUAAGUCGACCCCUUCUUAACGUUCACUACUCGCCAAUUUUUUUUUUACCAUGCAACUUUUUUUCUCAAAAUAAAUCAAACCAUCAAUCCUUCAA
Messenger RNA from Folsomia candida, 687 nucleotides. RefSeq names its product EKC/KEOPS complex subunit TPRKB. The record is from RefSeq and is a predicted model, not a curated record. Gene Ontology annotation, cellular component: nucleus; EKC/KEOPS complex; cytosol. The coding region runs from base 37 to 612 and encodes 191 amino acids. Gene Ontology annotation, biological process: telomere maintenance via recombination; tRNA threonylcarbamoyladenosine modification. Lineage: Eukaryota; Metazoa; Arthropoda; Collembola; Entomobryomorpha; Isotomidae. The transcript is spliced from 3 exons.